AGCACCCCGACAGUGACAAUUUUCACCUCGACUCGAACAUUGGCACUACUCUGUUCAGCAAGCGUCACCAGCAGAGAAAUUUUAUAAACAAAUUCUGCACUGCGCGCUGGGACAAAACAUUUUCACUAAAAGUUCAACUCUUGGAUUCUUCCUAGUCGUCUGCUGUGGUGCCCGUGAAAAGUGAUCGCAAUCUUAAUGACAGAAGCAGUUUUCUUAAUGGAUCGAUUGCCAUAGUAUGAACAGAGACUCCUGACAGUGAUGACAUCACAAUGAGCGCCCAUAAAGAUCGAGCAUUCGCAUCUGUCAAGGCAGUUGACAGAUUGACUCCUUUAGAAGACGCUGAUAGGGAGGAGGGACCUAGCAGCAUGCGUGACGUCAGCGGAGACAAACCUGUCAGCUCAGGUGAGAUCAAUGGAUCGGCCACUGUCAAAGGUUCCAACUCUCAUUUAUUCCACACCGCAGAUGAGACAAAAGAUUCGAAACAAAACAAAGUUGAUUCUCAAAACUCUUCACACGGAAAUUCAAAGGGCAGCCACCAAUCUCUUUCCUUAAACUUUUUUUCGAAGUCUCCAGAAACGCGCCCGCUACUUUCCUCAUCUUCGACCUCUCCGACGUCGCCAACAUCUGCUUCGCCAUCGCAAACACCAGCAUCUACAGCCCCAACGUCAGCAGUCACAAACUUCCAUUCGAACAGUUCCGAGCCGUCCGCUUCCCCAGAAGAGGGCACCCCGCUGUCGGAUGUGGAGAAGCUGAAACAGAAAAUCAACUCAAUGACGUCAGCGAACGCUUUGGGCAACGGCAAAAGCUCGUCCCAUCCCGAGUUCCACCACCUGAAAUCCGCCAUGAAACACAGCGGGGAAGACGGGAAGAAGGGGAAGCGGAAGAUGAGCUUGCUGGAUACGGUCAUGCGCAGGGUGAGCAUUCACCGGAAGGACUCCACCCCUUCGGGUAGGAUAGCGACUUUUUUCUUCGGCUCUGCCGAGGACGCCAUGAAAGAGGACAGUGAAGAGGAAGAAGGUAGAGAUAAUGGAGAUACAGAUGUUGAGGGCAAAGGUCACAGCGACGAACAUGGGCACCACUCUGGCAAGACAGCGGCCGAGAGGAAGCAACACCAAGUGGCCAUCUUGAAGGAGAACUUAUUUAUGAUACUGAGUGGUCUCUACGGAGUGGUCAUUGUCAUACUUGGUGCGGUGCUUCCCAUCACUGAAAUAUUUGUCAAGAACGAGAAGGAACGAUCUUUUGAGGCCUUCUAUCUGUACCUCUACAUCGUCAGUAUCAUAUUUCUGGUGUAUGUCUACGCCUACCUGCUGAGACGGAACAGGUUGAAAACCGAGUUUCUGACCAGGACGCUCUCCAGGUCUCUCUCCUGGACGAGAAACUGGGCAAAGUCCUGGGCCAAGGCGGACGAGGCCACCAAAGGGAAGCUCAGGAAGAGGAUGACCUCUCUUGAUGUCGACAACCACCACACUGGCACAUUCUACCUCCGAUUAGGAGUCCUGGGCUUUGGCAUCGGCUCCAUGAUACACAGUGGUCUAAACUUUGGCAAGUUUUUUGCAGUCACUGAGGCAGCUUGUCAGGAGGCGCUGGACGCGGUCAAACCUUUGUUCCACCUUGUGUUUACUUUCUUUCAGUUGUAUUUCAUCUUUAUGAAUUCUAAGAUGUGUAUUCACCGCUACAAGAGACUUGCCCGCUUUGGUCUCAUGCACAUGUGCGCCACCAACAUAUGCGUGUGGUUCCAGUCUAUCGUGGUGGAGACCCUCCACGUCAUUCACAUGCACCACCACAACAGCCAACACAGCGACCACGGCAGCGGCGGAGAUCACGGGGGAGGCCACGGGGAUGCGACCUCCCACCCCGACGACGAUCACGGGCACGACGACCACCUGGGGCCUACCGCCUCCCCACAUAAGAUUCUGUCGACGACCAUCAAAGUUGGCAGGCGACUUCAUGCAGCGGUCAGUUCUUCGUCUAAUCAUCACGAUGUUAACUCCAGCUCAUCGACCUGUGAGAUGUCUGGCAUGAUGAACGAUGCCGUCGAAGCUGCUGGACCCUAUCUGUACCCAUGUACCAUCGAAUACAGCCUCAUGUGCGCCGGUAUAUUGUAUAUUAUGUGGAAGAAUGUGGGUAACAAGCCCAUGCGCCAUCACCCCUCCGAUUCUGACGACGAUGACCACGAGAGAGUGCACCGAAUGAGUGUGGACUGCACCAGCAGCAGCAGAGGCCUGUUUCUGGGUAUCCUGAUGAUGGUCGGCACCAUCAUCUCCAUCAUUGCUUUUUACAUGCUGGUCAACUCGGAGAACAUGCAGUUGUCUGGGCUAAUACUGACCCACCUGUCAGAGACGUUUAUCUACACAGUGACUUUGAUCGCCAUUCUGCUGGCCGCAUGGAGAAUGAAGAACCUGACCUUCCACAACGAGCACGAGAUUGACCUGGAGGACAUUCUGGUGCUGAUCUCUUACACUGGUCUCCUGGUCUUCAUCAUCUUCAGUCUUGUAGCCUCUAUCCUGCAUACGCCUGCAGACACCAGGUCAGCGCUGACUAUUUUGUCCAACAUUUUCAUGUUGCUACAGUCAACAGCGCAGACACUUUUUAUGCUGGCCGGUGACAGAAUGACCGCGUCGGAUGAGUUGCAGCAAAGGAAGAAACCAGGGCGUGAGUUUAUCACAUUUUUACUCAUCUCCAACUUUGCCAUGUGGGCAGUGAACACUUUUGAAACACAGACCCCACAACACAAUCCUAUACAGGUGGAGUUCUAUGGAAACGAUGCAUGGGCAAUCUUCACCCACGUCAGUGUCCCCUUGGGCAUCUACUACAGGUUCCACUCCACUGUCUGCUUCAGCAACAUUUGGAAGAACGCCUGGAAGAUUCGGAAACACGGUCAUGGUCACGGCUAACUUAUACAGAUCUCCAUUUCACACUAUCUCAGCCUUCAUUAUACAUGUAGUUCACUGUGAUCAAAAGUGCUGUUCAAUGCUAGGUUUUUCUCCCAAGAUCAAGUGAUAUCUGUAAAUCAUUGAAUUUUAAUUAUUAAGAUUUUUAACUAUGUAUAUUUCUUCAAAGAUUAUUUACACUUUUAUAUUUCCGGUAACACUAUCUUACCGGCUUUCUCCCUUUCAUUUCUUUCCCACAAUGCUGUCUGCUAACUUCAGGUCCAUCAACUUUUCUUUCUGUUGUUUCGUUCCUUGCCUGUUUUAACUUCAUGAAGGACAAUAGCUACGUAGAUAGACACGUUUAGUGUGAAUAGUAACUGAGAUGGCAUCUUUCAAGCACUAAAUAUAAACUUUAUCCCUGAUAUACUUUUUGAAAUUUUGUAUUUGAGUCAUUGAUGUGAUAAGAAUUGGUCCAGAGACUUGGCUGCCUCUACUGAUCUAGAUCUAGAUAUAAACCUAAAGUAUAUAGAUAUAGGGCCUAGAACAAAGAUAUUAUUAUAUUUCUAUAGCAUAGCAUUUGCUUAUUAAUUUAAAAAAAAGACAGUAUAACAACUUUAAUUUAAUAAACUCUAUGAUCUGAUUUAUAAGUUUAACCAGGCUAGUUCAGUCCACUUUGAAAUAGACAAAGUAAAGAUUGUAACUGUGUUGUUUUUUUUUCCUUUUUACAAAAAUUAUGUUUAAACGCACAAUUAAGAUGUCUGGACAUUAUUCAAUUUGUAGUGCCUUAAACCCUAACCCGAACAAUGUACAGCUCAAAUUUACCAUAAGCUUUCAUAUCUAUAGUGUGAGUGUGUGUGUGUUUCAUGUUGUAGAUCAUCCUAGUAAACAAAUGUCUUUUUUUUAUAUUUAAUCUUGUGUACAUUUUUGUUGGUUGAUGAAUCUAUGCCUAAAUAAUAAGGUUAAUUUUGUUUGUUUAUUUUUGCUUACAUUGUUAUAACUUAAAUGUAAAUGGUGGAAUGAUGCAGUUUUGUCUGUUUACAUGAUUUAGAGGGACGACAGACAAAUGUGUAAAGUGUUGGAGUUGUGCCUCUUAAUGGAUCAAUGUUUAAUUCAUGACCAUGUCUGUUCGUAUGAGUGUGUUAUGAAUAUUCUCCUUUAUAGUCAAAUGGAACUCAUUUGUACUGAAGAUAGGAAUGAUCGAGGGAGGGAGGAUUUACUUGAAAAGUUAAAAAUGUGAAAUGUUUCCUUUUGAUACAAAUAAUUUAAUACAAUAAGUAUUUUAAUAUUUGUUUAACUAUAAUUUAAUAAUAUCUAUCAAAUCAGUUCUCAAUUUUCUUUUAUCAUAUAGUUUGCCCAGCUGUACUUCUUUCAGUCUUUGAAUCAACUCUUUGUUAACAAAGUGUGAUCAUUUAAAAAAAAAAAUCUUUGUGGAAUAAAAAAAAAUGAGAUUUAAAUUGUGUCAAAAUAUGUGCAUCUUGUGAAAUUGAAUAUAAUUUGACAUUUGACACCAUUAACAAAUGACAAACAGCAAUAAUGAAUCAUUCCAAAACCUAUGUAUAAAUGAUUAUUAACUCCAAAAUGAUAUAGUAUCAUUGACGGCAUGAGGAUUUUUUCAUACUAAUAGCAAAUUUUAGAAAAUUGAUGUUAUAUUUGUCUGUUAGAAAAUUUGAUCAGAUAUUUAAAAUCAUUAUAACCCCAGUUACCUGAUUGUGUCAUCCAUAACUUUUUAACAUAAUGGAAGGAAUGGGGAAGGGGGGAAUAAAGCAGAGGUCUACAGGGUCCUGUCCUGGCCUGCAGUGUAAGAGCUUAUUGUGUGUGUGUUCAUGUAGAUUUAAUACAGAUGAAAAUGAUUGAAAGUGACUGUUUAACUGUACCAGUGUUUUAAAUAUUCUUGUUAUAAAUCAAACUAUUUAAGGGAAUAAUCAAGAAGUGAAGUAUUUAUUUAUUUGUGGUUUAAAAAAGAAUGAGAAAAACAGGA
Biomphalaria glabrata is the source of this 4848-nucleotide messenger RNA. RefSeq names its product proton channel OtopLc-like. The coding region runs from base 270 to 2894 and encodes 874 amino acids. Gene Ontology annotation, cellular component: membrane. Gene Ontology annotation, molecular function: proton channel activity. The record is from RefSeq and is a predicted model, not a curated record. Gene Ontology annotation, biological process: proton transmembrane transport. NCBI's taxonomy places the organism in Eukaryota, Metazoa, Mollusca, Gastropoda, Planorbidae. The transcript has 13 exons.